AUUUGGCCAAUAGGGCACUUGUCAAGGGAUGCGGAGGAACCAGUGGGGGGAACGCGAAAGACACUCAACAGUCGUAACUAUUCUAUGGGGCGUAUCGUUUACAUCGCAUUCCUCAUUCCUUUACAUCAUUUUAAAGCUGAAGAAGGCACCGAAUGCAUGCUUCAUGAGCGGAUACACCAUAACACUUUACCCAGAGCGGAGUUUGUAUUUCUGAAAGGUAAAACGACGAAAACGUCUCUCCUUGCCGCUUCAUUUGUGAGUGCGGCAAAGCAAUGGGACGCAGACGUUGAAGAGCUCGUGAAGCCGCGACUGUUGUGAAGAUAAGUGGAGAGUUAAUUUGUGCCUUUUAACUUUUUAUUGUGAGUGUAUCAAGUGACAAUCUAACAAAUUGCAAGCGAUGUGCGGUUUUCACACCUUGGGCGUAUCACGGCAAAGAAUUUGCUGAACCUCGUUCAUUCUCCAGUGGAGCGGCCUGAAUGCGAGGGAAUGGAUUUGUUUGACUACUUUUUGACACACAUUUAAUUUAGAUACCCGCUACACAAAUCCAUAUGUUGAAGUCUUAUUUGGAUCAGUCUACAUCGAAAUGGCAAGUUUUGCCGGGUUUAUAAAGUGGACUGGGAGAUCAACGUGGUAUAUAUGCUGCGCGUUUGUCCUGUUCGGCUGUCUCUGCAUCGCGUCCCCUACUCAUGGUCGUCGGCUCAUCUGUUGGCAAGCCAUCAUGAAGUGUCAUGGAGAGUCUGAGUGCCACUACGCAUAUGACCAAUACCUUUACGCCUGUGCGCCUGUUAUCAACGGGGAUCGGAAGAAGUGUCCCAGCCACUGCAUCUCGUCCCUUAUUCAGCUGAAUCUAACCGAGACCGGCCCGUCUCUGGAGGACUGUGACUGCGCCUCGGACCCCGUCUGCCGGAGCACCAAACGCGCCAUCGAGCCGUGCCUGCCUCGGACAAGUAACAUGGGCUGCACCGAAGCCCGGCGGCAAUGCGAGAGAGACUCCCAAUGCAGUUCGGCAAUGCGCGACUAUUUGUUUCACUGCCGUAAACUUUUCGGAGGGGAGCGAUGUUCGGACGACUGCAGGAGGGUGAUUGCCAACAUGCGCAAUAUACCCAAAGCCCAACAACUUGAUACUUGUGUUUGUGAUGGCACAGAGAGGACCAUAUGCGAGUACGUCAAAGUUAGUAUGAAAAACUUUUGCUUUGACUCUAUGGACAGAUACGCGGGCAGCGGGUUGUCUGAUUCAGAGGACGACCCUGAAGAUGAUUAUGACGAGAUGGAGGAUUAUAUAUAUGUGGAAAACAAAAGUUUUUCAUCCAGAUCCGACUAUCGGGGUGUUGUAUGGACUGCCUCUGUGGCCACCAUUUUGGUUCUAAUGAAUCUUAUCUGAUAGGGCAGCCUACCCCAGUUGAUUCAGCUGUUGGGAAAGUUGUUUGAGAGAGUGGCCAGUGAAAUGUUGACACGGACAUAAUAGCUCCUGAAAGUUGUAACACCAGCACACCUGCUUUAGCAUAUACGUUUUGUGUAUGAAUGAUUUUUAUGGCCUUUGCUCUGCUAUCUAUCUUCACGGGGCUUCUUCUCAACAUUCCAUCUGGUCUCUGUCUCACUCUGUCUCUGUGCUGAUCUGCUAUGGGUCAGUAAUUUAGGUAAACACUUAUAUAUUUCAAAUGUAUCAUUUUUGGGGGGUGAAUCCAAAAGGUUUAUAGAUACAUUUCCAGACCGCUGUGCACCUCUAGGCUAUGUAAUAUUUGAACCAACCCUUGAAGAAUGUUAUACACCCAUUUCAUCAGCUCUUGCCUAUCAUCACAAAAUAGUCAAAAAAUGUGGAUAGACAAGUGAUUUGUUUACGCUGCUGUUUUCGAGACCGUAAUGAAAACGGCCGGAUUGAAAGCGUUCUCUUCGUAGUCACUUCGUUGUAAUGUGGAGAGAGACUCAUCAAGUGUUCAUCUUUUCUUAUGAGCUAGACAAUAGACAUAGGCAUACGUGUAAUUAUGAUGUCAUUUCAAUUCUAGUCAGUGGAUAAUGCAUUUGAUGCAAGCACCUGACAAUAGUUUGAUUGGUUGGUUAGCCUACAUUACUAGCCUACAUUACUUGUCACACACAUUUCCUUAAACUCAGUAUCAAUGUCAAGUUUUCAAAAAGUUUUAAGGGAGAUUAUUUUUUUAUAUGUCAAAAUCUGUAAAGUUAAAUUGUACAGUUUAUUGUAUGAUAUUGAUUUUGUUUCCAGAGAUAUUUGUUUAUUACUGCUAAGAAGAGAUUUGCACUGUAUAGAAAUGACGUGAAGUGCUUCACGGUGACUAUUGUAUAUUCUUUUGUGUCCACAGAGGUGAAAAUAUAAGUCUUCUUGCUUAAAGUGC
Molecule: messenger RNA, 2348 nt
Organism: Oncorhynchus keta (chum salmon)
Lineage: Eukaryota; Metazoa; Chordata; Actinopteri; Salmoniformes; Salmonidae
Product: growth arrest-specific protein 1-like
Exons: 1
Coding region: 584-1381 (265 amino acids)
Biological process (GO): regulation of cell cycle
Source: RefSeq, a predicted model, not a curated record